CCCGCCCGCCCGCCCGCCCGCUGUAUGCCCCGGGGGCGCGGCCAUGGAGGUGGUGGGCGACUUCGAGUACAGCAAGAGGGACCUCGUGGGACACGGGGCCUUCGCCGUGGUCUUCAGGGGGCGGCACCGCCAGAAAACUGAUUGGGAGGUAGCUAUUAAAAGUAUUAAUAAAAAGAACUUGUCAAAAUCACAAAUACUGCUUGGGAAGGAAAUUAAGAUCUUAAAGGAACUUCAGCAUGAAAAUAUUGUAGCACUCUAUGAUGUUCAGGAAUUACCCAACUCUGUCUUUCUGGUGAUGGAGUACUGCAAUGGUGGAGACCUGGCAGAUUAUUUGCAAGCUAAAGGAACUCUCAGUGAAGAUACUAUUAGGGUGUUUCUGCAUCAGAUCGCAGCUGCCAUGCGGAUUCUGCACAGCAAAGGAAUAAUCCACAGGGAUCUCAAACCCCAGAACAUCUUGCUGUCAUAUGCGAAUCGCAGAAAAUCCACCGUCAGUGGUAUUCGCAUCAAAAUAGCGGAUUUUGGGUUUGCCCGUUACCUGCAGAGUAACAUGAUGGCUGCAACACUGUGUGGGUCCCCAAUGUACAUGGCUCCUGAAGUUAUUAUGUCUCAACAUUAUGAUGCUAAGGCAGACCUGUGGAGCAUAGGAACGGUGAUAUAUCAAUGCCUAGUUGGAAAACCGCCUUUUCAGGCCAAUAGUCCUCAAGACCUCAGGAUGUUUUAUGAAAAAAACAGGAGCUUAAUGCCUAGUAUUCCCAGAGAAACAUCACCUUACUUGGCUAAUCUCCUCUUGGGUUUGCUUCAGAGAAACCAGAAAGAUAGAAUGGACUUUGAAGCAUUUUUUAGCCAUCCUUUUCUUGAACAAGUUCCAGUGAAAAAAUCCUGCCCAGUUCCAGUGCCCGUGUGUGCUGGCUCCGUCUCUGGGAGCUCCUGUGGCAGCUCUCCAUCCUGUCGCUUUGCCUCUCCACCAUCCCUUCCAGAUAUGCAGCAUAUUCAGGAAGAAAACUUAUCCUCCCCACCAUUGGGUCCUCCCAACUAUCUACAAGUGUCCAAAGAUUCUGCCAGUACUAGUAGCAAGAACUCUUCUUGUGACACGGAUGACUUUGUUUUGGUUCCACACAACAUCUCGUCAGACCACUCAUAUGAUAUGCCGAUGGGAACUGCUGGCAGACGUGCUUCAAAUGAGUUUUUGGUGUGUGGAGGUCAGUGUCAGCCCACUGUGUCGCCUCACAGUGAGACCGCACCAAUUCCAGUUCCGACUCAGAUAAGGAAUUAUCAGCGCAUAGAGCAGAAUCUUACAUCUCCUGCCAGCUCUGGCACAAAUAUACAUGGUUCUCCAAGAUCUGCAGUGGUACGAAGGUCCAACACCAGCCCACUGGGCUUCCUCCGGCUGGGAUCCUGCUCCCCAGCGCCCGCAGACACAGUGCAGACAGUCGGACGAAGACUCUCCACUGGAUCUUCCAGGCCUUACUCACCUUCCCCUUUGGUUGGGACCAUUCCGGAGCAGCUGAGUCAGUGCUGCUGUGGGCAUCCUCAGGGUCACGAAUCCAGGAGUAGAAACUCAUCAGGUUCCCCAGGGCCACCGGCUCCGUCACCACAGUCUCUCCUGUCGGGCGCUAGGCUGCAGAGCGCCCCGACCCUCACCGACAUCUACCAGAACAAGCAGAAACUCAGAAAGCAGCACUCAGACCCUGUGUGCCCGUCCCACGCCGGGGCUGGGUACAGCUGCUCACCUCAGCCCAGUCGGCCCGGCAGCCUCGGAACCUCUCCCACCAAGCACACGGGGUCCUCUCCUCGCAGUUCAGACUGGUUCUUUAAAACUCCUUUACCAACCAUCAUUGGCUCUCCUACUAAGACCACGGCUCCUUUCAAAAUACCUAAAACGCAGGCGUCUUCCAACCUGCUAGCCUUGGUGACUCGCCACGGGCCCUCUGAAGGGCAGACGAAAGACGGGAGCGACCCACGGGAGUGCCCUCAUUGUCUCCUAGCUCAAGGCGGCGAGAGGCAGAAGCCUGAGCAGCAGAACAAAGCGGUGUUUGGCAGAUCUGUCAGUGCUGGGAAAUUAUCAGACCAACAAGCGAAGAUACCUUUAGGUGGACAUCAGGGCAGCACGGACAGUUUAAAUACAGAACGACCAAUGGAUAUAGCCCCUGCAGGAGCUUGUGGUGGUGGACUGGCACCUCCUAUAGGAACAGCAGCAAGUUCCAGAGCUGUCCUGUUCACUGUAGGAUCUCCUCCACACAGUGCCACGGCCCCCACUUGUACCCAUAUGGUCCUUCGAACAAGAACAACCUCAGCCGGCUCCAGCAGCCCUGGGGGCUCCCUGUGCUCCGCCAGCAGCCGCGUGUGUGUGGGCUCCCCGCCGGGGUCCGGUUGGGGGGCUUCCCCUCCGGGAGCUGAGGCUGCUCCCAGCCUGAGAUACAUGCCAUAUGGUGCUUCACCCCCGAGCCUGGAGGGGCUCGUCACCUUUGAAGCCCCGGAGCUGCCGGAGGAGACGCUGAUGGAGAGAGAACACACAGACACCUUACGCCACCUCAAUGUGAUGCUGAUGUUCACGGAGUGCGUGCUGGACCUGACGGCCGUGCGGGGCGGCCACCCGGAGCUGUGCACAUCCGCUGUCUCCUUGUACCAGAUCCAGGAGAGUGUGGUCGUGGACCAGAUCAGCCAGCUGAGCAAAGACUGGGGGCGCGUGGAGCAGCUGGUGUUAUACAUGAAAGCCGCACAGCUCUUAGCAGCCUCUCUGCAUCUCGCCAAAGCCCAGAUCAAGUCCGGGAAGCUGAGCCCGUCCACGGCUGUGAAACAAGUUGUCAAAAAUCUGAAUGAACGAUACAAAUUCUGCAUCACCAUGUGCAAGAAACUUACAGAAAAGCUGAAUCGCUUCUUCUCUGACAAACAGAGAUUUAUUGAUGAAAUCAACAGCGUGACUGCAGAGAAACUCAUCUAUACUUGUGCUGUCGAAAUGGUUCAGUCUGCCGCCCUGGAUGAGAUGUUUCAGCAGACCGAAGACAUCGUUUAUCGCUACCAUAGGGCAGCCCUUCUUCUGGAAGGCCUCACUAAGAUUCUCCAGGACCCUGCCGACAUCGAAAAUGUACAUAAAUAUAAAACUAGUAUUGAAAGAAGAUUGUCAGCACUCUGUUGUAGCUCCGCGACCCUGUGAGCAGCUGCAGGCUCGUCCCUGGACCAGCAGUGGGACUGAGGAGAGAGGUUUGGGAUGACAGCUUGGGUUCUGUUUCCCCAGCCCCAGGAAACCCUAGUCUCCCACCUGGUGACUACCAAAGAACAAGCAUGACUUCAAAAAGGAAAACCACCCAAAAAAAACUACAGACUUGUAGGAAAUCUGCCUUAUUGGAGGCGUCUGCCCUUCCCUUUUCUCUGUAGAAGCAGAAGCAGAAAUAUUCCACUUGGCUCUCAGUUUUGACGGGGUCAAUAAAUGGACCUUAGAAAUAGAA
Lontra canadensis (Northern American river otter) is the source of this 3446-nucleotide messenger RNA. RefSeq names its product unc-51 like autophagy activating kinase 2 (gene ULK2). The record is from RefSeq and is a predicted model, not a curated record. NCBI's taxonomy places the organism in Eukaryota, Metazoa, Chordata, Mammalia, Carnivora, Mustelidae. The transcript is spliced from 27 exons. Gene Ontology annotation, cellular component: cytoplasm; autophagosome. Gene Ontology annotation, molecular function: protein serine/threonine kinase activity; ATP binding. Gene Ontology annotation, biological process: axon extension; peptidyl-serine phosphorylation; protein autophosphorylation. Bases 44 to 3154 code for a protein of 1036 amino acids.